AUGGUGAGCAGGGGUUCCCUCGGGCGACGGGCUCCGUGGGGCGAGGGUCUCGCCGACCGGGUCCGAAGUCCGGCGGUGCUCGGGGUGCAGCUGGUGGUGACACUGCUCACCGCCACCCUCAUGCACAGGCUGGCGGCACACUGCUCCUUCGCGCGCUGGCUGCUCUGCAAUGGCAGUUUGUUCCGUUACAAGCACCCAUCAGAGGAGGAGCUCCGGGCCCUGGCGGGGAAGCAGAGACCCAAAGGGAAGAGGGAGCGGUGGGCCAACGGCUUGGGUGAGGAGAAGCCGCUAUCCGUCCCCCGAGAUACCCCCUUCCAGCUGGAGACCUGCCCUCUCACUGCGGUGGAUGCCCUGGUCCUGCGAUUUUUCCUGGAGUACCAGUGGUUCGUGGACUUUGCCGUGUACACGGGCGGCGUGUACCUCUUCACCGAGGCCUACUACUACACGCUGCACCCGACUCGGGAGGCCAACAUCGCUGUGUGCUGGUGCCUGCUGGCGGUCGCCUUCUCUAUCAAGGUGUUCCUGACAGUGACGCGGCUCUACUUCAGCGCAGAGGAGGGAGGCGAGCGCUCCGUCUGCCUCACCUUCGCCUUCUUCUUCCUGCUCCUGGCCAUGCUGGUGCAGGUGGUUCGGGAGGAGACGCUGGAGCUCGGCCUCGAGCCAGGCCUGGCUAGCAUGACUCGCAACUUGGAGCCACUUCUAAAGAAGCAGGACUGGGACUGGGCGCUCCCUCUGGUCAAGCUGACCAUCCGUGUGGGGCUGGCUGUCAUGGGCGCUGUGCUGGGUGCCUUCCUCACCUUCCCUGGCCUGCGGCUGGCCCAGACCCACCGUGACGCACUGACAAUGGCAGAGAACCGGCCGGGGCUACAGCUCCUCCUUCAUGCCAGCUUCCUGUCACCCAUAUUUGUGCUGUGGCUGUGGACCAGGCCCAUCGCCCGGGACUUCCUGCGGCAGGCACCCCUUGGGGGGAAAUCCGUCUCCUUGCUGUCGGACUCUGCCUUCGAUUCUGCACGCCUCUGGGUGCUGGUGGUACUGUGUUUGCUGCGGCUGGCAGUGACGCGGCCCCACUUACAGGCCUACUUGAGUCUCGCCAAGGUGCGGGUGGAGCAGCUGCGGCGGGAGGCCGGCCGCAUCGAGGCCCGAGAGAUCCAGCGCCGGGUGGUCCGGGUGUACUGCUAUGUCACGGUGGUCAGCCUGCAGUACCUGACGCCCCUCAUCCUCACCCUCAACUGCACUCUGCUGCUCAAGUCCCUGGGUGGCUACUCCUGGGGUCUGGGCAAGGCCUCCCCUCUGCCCCCGACCCCUUCUUCAAUUGAUGCUGCCCCUGCUGGCCCUGAGGGGGACUCGGCCCAUGAGACAGCAGCCCAGAUUGUAGGGGUGCUGGGUGGCCUGCUGACACCCCUGUUCUGCCGUGGCAUUCUCUCCUUCUUUGUCUGGUGGACGGCCGCCUGCCAACUGCUGUCCAGCCUUUUUGGCCUCUACUUCCACCAGCACCUGGGGGGCUCCUAG
Messenger RNA from Elephantulus edwardii (Cape elephant shrew), 1509 nucleotides. It is a transcript of the gene TMEM161A, whose product is annotated as transmembrane protein 161A. The transcript is spliced from 12 exons. The record is from RefSeq and is a predicted model, not a curated record. The coding region runs from base 1 to 1509 and encodes 502 amino acids. NCBI's taxonomy places the organism in Eukaryota, Metazoa, Chordata, Mammalia, Macroscelidea, Macroscelididae.